UAACAUAAAUAGAUAGAAAUUAAGUUUAAACAUGUUGAGAAUGCCCGUCAGUUGGAAUUGUAGAUUGUAAGGUGAUUAUUUUACAAAAUGUUCCUAAACUCGCUUUAUUUAAAUUAAUACAAAACACCCUGACCGAAAGUGGUUAAUCGUAUCAUCCUCUCUGGCUGCCGUAGUUGACUCAGGUUCACUUGAAGUGCAUUUCGGGAAUUUGUGUACUGUGUUUCUCUCUGGAAAGAUGGCGGACGCCUUUGGAGACGAUUUGUUCAGCGUGUUUGAACAAGAGGAAAAAACAAGCACCAAGAAACGAAAAGAAGUCGACAGUGGAACCAAGCCUGGGAAAUCUCAUGGCAAACCUAAAGCAGAUAAUAUUGAUUCCACUGCAAAAAGCAAGCGUGACCUGGAGACCGAUGAAAAUGGUGAAAUAAUAUUUGGGAAGAAGCCAAAGCUCGAGACAGUAUCUGCAGAAGAAAUUAAUCUUGCAGAUCUCAUGCCAAAAGUUAAGGUGGAACAGGUGGAAACUGUAGAAGGCUGUACACAUGAGGUGGCUCUGCCUGCAGAUGAAGAGUAUACUCAGUUGAAACCUCGUGUUGGAAAAGCAGCAAAGGAGUAUCCCUUCAUUCUAGAUCCUUUUCAAAGGGAGGCUAUUUUAUGCAUUGACAAUAACCAGUCUGUCCUGGUAUCUGCCCAUACUUCAGCAGGAAAAACAGUAUGUGCUGAGUAUGCUAUUGCCCUUGCUUUGAGGGAGAAGCAGCGAGUUAUAUUCACCAGUCCUAUUAAAGCCCUGAGCAACCAGAAAUACAGAGAGAUGUAUGAGGAGUUCAACGAUGUGGGCCUAAUGACUGGUGAUGUCACCAUUAACCCAACAGCUUCAUGUCUUAUCAUGACCACAGAGAUUUUAAGAAGUAUGCUCUACAGAGGAUCAGAGGUGAUGAGAGAAGUAGCAUGGGUUGUAUUUGAUGAAAUCCAUUACAUGAGAGACUCAGAGCGUGGUGUGGUUUGGGAAGAAACCAUUAUUCUUCUUCCCGACAAUGUUCACUAUGUGUUUUUAUCGGCCACCAUCCCCAAUGCACGUCAGUUUGCUGAGUGGAUCUGCCAUCUUCACAAACAGGCCUGCCAUGUAGUCUACACAGACUAUCGACCUACACCACUUCAACACUACAUCUUUCCAGCAGGGGGCGAUGGACUUCACUUGGUUGUGGAUGAAAGCGGAGAGUUCAGAGAAGAUAAUUUCAACACAGCGAUGCAAGUGUUGAGAGAUGCAGGUGACCUGGCAAAGGGAGACCAGAAGGGCCGUAAAGGAGGAACUAAAGGACCAUCAAAUGUGUUCAAGAUUGUGAAGAUGAUCAUGGAAAGGAACUUUCAGCCUGUCAUUAUCUUCAGUUUCAGUAAGAAAGACUGUGAAGCCUAUGCACUGCAGGUUUCUAAGCUGGACUUCAAUACAGAUGAAGAAAAGAAGCUUGUGGAAGAGGUCUUUAACAACGCCAUUGACUGCUUGUCAGAUGAAGACAAAAAACUUCCCCAGGUUGAGCAUGUGUUGCCACUGUUGAAGAGAGGAGUAGGGAUCCAUCAUGGUGGUUUGCUUCCUAUCCUGAAGGAAACUAUUGAGAUUUUGUUCUCUGAAGGCUUACUGAAGGCCUUGUUUGCAACAGAGACGUUUGCCAUGGGAAUCAACAUGCCAGCCAGGACAGUUUUGUUCACAAGUGCCCGCAAGUUUGAUGGAAAAGAUUUUCGUUGGAUUACUUCAGGUGAAUAUAUUCAGAUGUCUGGGCGUGCCGGCAGACGUGGCAUGGAUGAAAGAGGAAUAGUUAUUUUCAUGGUUGAUGAAAAGAUGAGCCCGGCAAUUGGAAAGCAGCUUCUUAAGGGUUCUGCUGAUCCUCUCAACAGUGCUUUCCAUUUGACCUAUAACAUGGUGUUAAACUUGCUGCGUGUUGAAGAGAUUAACCCUGAAUACAUGUUGGAAAAGUCUUUCUACCAGUUUCAGCAUUACAAAGCCGUCCCAGGAGUAGUGGAGAGGGUGAAGAAACUAGAAGAGCAAUACAAUGAAAUUGAAAUCUCCAACGAAGAAAGUGUGGUCACCUACUACAAAAUUCGACAGCAGCUGGCUAAACUCGGAAAGGAGAUUGAAGAAUACAUUCACAAACCAAAAUACUGUUUGCCUUUCCUGCAGCCUGGAAGACUCGCAAAGGUGAAAAAUGAUGACGACGACUUUGGUUGGGGAGUGGUUGUAAACUUCUCCAGGAAAUCAAAUGUGAAGGCUAGUACUGGAGACCUGGACCCCUUGUAUGUGGUAGAGGUGCUAGUUCAUUGCAGCAAGGAGAGUGUGAAGAAUGCUGCCACAGAUGCUGCCAAGCCAGUGAAGCCAGGCGAGAAAGGGGAGAUGCAGGUUGUUCCUGUCAUGCUGCAUCUUCUCAGUGCAAUCAGCUCUGUCAGGCUAUAUAUUCCAAAAGACCUUCGUUCAUUUGACAACAGGCAAAGUGUGCUGAAGUCCAUUCAGGAAGUCCAGAAGCGGUUCCCUGAUGGAGUACCCCUGUUGGAUCCUAUUGAUGACAUGGGAAUCAAAGACCAGGGACUGAAGAAAGUGAUUCAGAAAGUGGAGGCCUUUGAACACAGAAUGUACUCCCACACUCUGCACAAUGACCCAAACCUAGAGGCUGUGUACAAUCUCUGUGAGAAGAAGGCACAGAUCGCUGGGGACAUUAAGACUGCGAAGCGUGAGCUGAAGAAAGCGAGGACAGUUUUGCAGAUGGACGAGCUCAAAUGUAGAAAACGUGUUCUAAGAAGAUUAGGAUUUGCCACUUCAUCUGAUGUCAUUGAGAUGAAAGGGCGUGUUGGUUGUGAGAUUAGCAGUGCUGAUGAGCUUCUCCUCACAGAGAUGAUCUUCAAUGGACUUUUCAAUGAUCUUACUUCAGAACAAGCCACAGCUUUGCUUAGCUGUUUUGUAUUUCAGGAAAAUGCCAGUGAAAUGCCGAAACUGACCGAACAAUUGGCAGGACCGCUUCGGCAGAUGCAGGAAUGUGCGAAGCGUAUAGCCAAAGUAUCGGCAGAAGCUAAACUCGAAAUUGAUGAAGAACUGUACCUUAAUUCAUUCCGUCCCCACCUGAUGGAUGUGGUCUACACAUGGGCCAAUGGGUCCACAUUUUCUCAGAUUUGCAAAAUGACAGAUGUUUUUGAAGGUAGCAUCAUUCGUUGCAUGAGGCGCUUGGAGGAACUGCUGAGACAGAUGUGUCAGGCUGCAAAAGCCAUAGGAAACACGGAACUGGAGAACAAGUUUGCAGAAGGUAUCACAAAGAUCAAGAGAGACAUUGUGUUUGCUGCCAGUCUUUAUUUGUAGAGCUAUGCUUUUACCUGGAAUCAAGAAGCUGGGGGAAGGCAUUUUCAUAUUUAUGGACUGUUUGUUUGUUUUUUUUUUUUGUUUUUUUUUAUAUCAAUGAUACCAGAAAAAGUUAGUUGAAUUAGUUGUUAAAGCAUAAAGCUCAAAACAGACAUUUGUACAUAAAGCUUUUACCACAAUUUUUAAUAAACAAAAAAAGAAAAGCA
Messenger RNA from Polyodon spathula (Mississippi paddlefish), 3537 nucleotides. Its product is annotated as exosome RNA helicase MTR4-like. Gene Ontology annotation, molecular function: RNA binding; ATP binding; RNA helicase activity. Gene Ontology annotation, cellular component: nucleus. Bases 236 to 3331 code for a protein of 1031 amino acids. Gene Ontology annotation, biological process: maturation of 5.8S rRNA; RNA catabolic process. The transcript is spliced from 27 exons. The record is from RefSeq and is a predicted model, not a curated record. Lineage: Eukaryota; Metazoa; Chordata; Actinopteri; Acipenseriformes; Polyodontidae.